Molecule: messenger RNA, 630 nt
Organism: Octodon degus (degu)
Lineage: Eukaryota; Metazoa; Chordata; Mammalia; Rodentia; Octodontidae
Gene: Dynlt5
Product: Tctex1 domain containing 1
Exons: 6
Coding region: 1-630 (209 amino acids)
Biological process (GO): microtubule-based movement
Cellular component (GO): cytoplasmic dynein complex; cytoplasm
Molecular function (GO): dynein intermediate chain binding
Source: RefSeq, a predicted model, not a curated record
AUGGAGACGGAGAUCCUGCACCGGCCCGCGAGUCAAAAAGAAAAACAGGAGACCCCGAGUUUGGGGGCUAACCCUCGGGGUCCUGGGCUCCCACUGCUGCCCUACCGGCCAGGGAUCCCGGUCUCUGCGAGGCGCAUGGCUGGGAGCCCGCAGGGACCUGUGCUGCGGGCUGCAGCUGAGUUAGCUUCAGUAACUCGGGAAAGCUCUCUCUCUGUAAGCACCGUGUCUUGUGUGGAUGAACCCAGCCCGCGUGAUGCGAUCUCUCGCCUCACCGUUCGAGUGGAAAACACCUACCAGCUGGGUCCUACCAAACAUUUUCCUGUGGUCACUGUCAGUCAUAUUUUGAAAGACGUGUUAACAAGCUACCUACAAGAAGAAAAGUAUGAGCCAGAGUUCUGCAGACAGAUGACUAAAACAGUUUCUGAGGUUAUCAAAGCCCGGGUCAAGGAAUUAAUGAUUUCACGGUAUAAACUAAUUGUGGUCACUCACAUCGGGCAGCUGAAGGAUCAGAGCUUGUUUAUCGGAAGCAGAUGCCUCUGGGAUCCUACAAGUGAUACUGUUUCAUCCUAUACUUUCAGAAAUUCUUCUCUCUUUGCUCUCGCCAAUGUCUAUGCAAUUUACUCUGAGUGA